AUUACUUAUCAAUGGAGCGGAUCCUCCACAUUGUCAUUUGUCAGACACUGGCUUCCCUCUGUGCCGAGCAGCUGGUGGCUCAGUGGGUUGUUCUGUCGCCUCGUAUCUCCUGCACUGGGAGAUCAAAUAUUGCUCCUGCUGUGUAUAUGUGGAGUUUCAUGUGCCCGCCUCAGCAAAGAGUUAGUGAGGCUAAAAUGUCCUGGCGGUUUCUUAUUGGAUGUUAGAGACUCCAGAUCUGUCCUGUAUUUACCUGACUUAAAAAAUAGAAGUUGUUUCUUGUGAUUUAUUUUUUUUUAAUCUUAAAGGGUUUGUUUGGUGUAAAUCAUCGUUGACUUAAUUGUGUGAAUCAGAUUCAGGAGAACCUGAAAAAGUGUGUCCACUCGCUGUUGCCGUGGGAACUGUAGUUUUCGAUGUUGCAGGUGGUCGUAAUAUGCAGUGACUGAAACGGUACUGAAAUGACAUCCAAUAACCCGUCUCUGUCAUUUGUGGCUUUGUGGGAGAUAUUCAGAAAAGAACUGUUAUGUUGUUUUAUCAUGCAGUGGUGGUUUAGGGAAAGGUCAUCAUGUGUGUGUUACGUCAGAAGAAUUUCAAGUGAAAUUCACUGAGUUUCUCUUCAUCCUCUCUGUUUCAUCGGAUGUAAUGCUUUAAAUGCAGCUCUGAGCAAAUCCCCAUGAAGCCUGGUUCUUUGUGCAGCUGUGGAUCUGGACCCUGCUCCUGUCAUUGUAUUGUCUGCUGAUUUCCAGUCUGCUUGAGCACUUGGUUGCAAUUAUUAUUACAGUAAUUAAACCAAACGCGCCUUCUAGCUUAGCGCUGAGAUGGCCGACAGGAAGCUCGCCACACCGGGACGGGCCAAACCAAUGCUUUAGCAUCUAGAUGCUAAUUACGUGUCACUUCAUUGUACUGGCAGUGAGUGCAGUUUGUCUCCGAAAAUAACUCUUUAUCUAGCAUGAUUGGUUUAGUCCAAUAUCCUGUUCACUGUACCUCUUGCUUUCAAAUACAAUCCAUUGUACUUUAACUAACAGUGACUCGAGUGUGGAAUUUAAAUUACUGUAAAGUUAUACAUGCACAUGCAUGAGAGAUUUUAAUACAUGCAAUAUAUCUGAUUCACGUAAGAUAUUAAUAGAGUAUAUCAGCAAAAUACUUUGUGAAUCUCGUAAUCAGUAAUAGCCUGCAUGCAGGUAAGGUGCAGCAAACACGCGCUUAAGAGGCUCCGGUGACACGAUGACUUGGGGCUAUUGUGUGGAAACCCAGCCACCGAUCUGUCUAUCUUUGCAUGUCUUCAUAAAGCUAAUAUUAUGGUAUCAGAACAAUGGUGUAGAUGUGGGUGCAGAAUGUGGGGACGCGGCCCUGCCAGUGUUGUGGAGGCACCGGGUAUGUCGAGGAGGGCAGGGCAUUCAGGGCUGAUUUAGUCUAUAGCAGUUUUGAAACCACACCUGACCCCUUGACUUAUAAAUAUGGUUUUUACAGUAAUGAAAAGGCCCAGCUACAGCCACCAUAGGCACAAUAAUAUGCACAUUUGCUAAAUUCAUUUGUUUUUCCCUUCAAAGUUUACUGUUGCGUUCCAACAGCUACAACUAUGGUGUCAUUUUAAGUGUAUGGGAAUCUGGAGGCGAUUUUUGGAUGCGUAUUUCCCAGCAUGCUAGAUAAUUGCCUAAUUAGAAUUCACAGGGAUACUCGCUCCUAUUGCAGUACAUACUAUUUUCGGCUUAGAUUCCCGCAGAGCAACAUUUCCCAGAAUGCCCUUGGAAUAGCUCUUAUCCUCUAACUGUGGGGUCCUAGCUGAAAGGGCAUGCAGUCCUCUGUUCUCUGGGGCUGGGACUCUCAUUUGCUGUCAGGACGCCCAGCUGGGGUCCAGAAUUUAACACCGGCUCUUAUGGUUAAGGGUCCACCUGAAUUUUUAUUGAUAAGCACUUUGUCAAAUUCAGACUGUACCUUUGAAAUGACCCAGAUGAGGGUGAACUGGAAAAUAAGCUUGGUUGGCAUUAGUUUAGGUCAUUAAAGGUUCCCAUCUUAAUAACGGGAAAAUCCAAGCUUCAGUUAUGUAAUUUAUGUAAAUAUUCUGUAAAUAUCUGGCGUGUGAAGGGGAAAAACGUCACGAUAAAUUUCUCAGUGCCCUGGAAAUCGUCACAAAAAUUUUUUCAGACUUUAAAAAAAAAUAUUGACCUGGUUAGUUGAUUGAUAGGACUUUUUCUAAAAACAAAUUGUAUAAAAUGACAUUUAAUUUUCACGUAAUUGAAAGAAUGUCUGUACUGCUGUUCGGGUUCCCAGAAUGGCACAGAACACAGAGUGACUGACAUACAGUGAAAUUUCACCUUGGGGCCCCUGCUUAAGCCCACGGUGUAUUUUACCAAGCAAGGGGCCUCCAACAGUGGGUUUUGGGGCCAGUUUCCUGAAUCUGGAAAGUCCUCCCGCUCUGACGCCCUGCUAACAUAUCAGUGUGUUACAAAGUAUUGUGAAGUAUGUAACCAAAAGGCAGUGAUUCGCUGUUGUCCAAUCACCCGCUUACAACUCUGUUCCAAGUGGCACUUCAGCAGCCCUGAGAGACUGUGUAUCUCUGGGAAGCAGCUGGUCUGGGGGCCAAAUCCCAUCUUUAACAAAACUGUCAAGUUUUAUGUAAAGUCUAUGCAGAUAAACAGAUUUUUUGCCCACAAAUCUUUCUUUCAAUUAAAAAUGAAUAUAUAGAAAAUCUAACAAUUCUGUUGUUGUAGCAUACAAAGUACGUGAAAAUAAUCAUUAAAUAAUGGCCCCUGCAGGCAUGGCGAAGCUGAGAUUUGACCCCCCAUGGAAAAUAACAGCCGAGAUCACGCUACUGGAUGGUCAGCUGACCUGCUUGUCAGCUUCCUGCUGUAAAGUGUGACUGAAUUUUUUUAAACAGGGUUAAAUAAUCCAGGUCCUUGCAAAUUGCUAUAUACUUCAUGUGCGUUUUCAUUCUACAAAUGAACACUGAAUUCUCUUUGAGUAAACUAUUAAACUUUAAAGACAUUUUGACCCUUUUAUGUUGAAGGAUGCCAUGUUAACCCAAAGAUCCUCUGAUUAAAACACGUCUGUCAUUCUUCACCCCUGAACAGUCAAAUUAAGGCUCAGAAAUAUAACCUUAGUUAUGAAAUUUUUGGUCAAAGUGACCUUUACAAACACAAUUGCUGUCAAUUUAUGAACAUCUGAAUUUAUACUUAUUAUUAUCUAAUGAAUUUGCAGCCAGCUUUUCUAUUUAUGAAAACCAGAUGAGUAGUUACGGAAAUGGAAUAACAAAUGAAGUCAUUGUGAAGAGCCAAAUAUAACAUUUUAACCAUUCAGUAUGAUGGGUACUUGUACAAAAUAGCCUACGUUGUUUUACAGAAAAGGAUCAACUAUGACUUAGUGUGACUUUAACUGAAAUUCAGCAGCAUGUUGAUUUCUGUAUUAAGCAGCAUGAAUUCAUCUUUGGCCGUUUCAUUAGUAUGUUCUCAUUAGAUCACGAUUUGUUAAAUCACAAGACACUGGUAGUUAUUAACCGAAUGUGUGAUUUGAAUUUGAAGCUGAACAUCCACUGCUUGGGGUUUUGGCAGAAAACCACUGGUGAGCAUUAGGAUCUAUGAUGCAAUGUGAAUGACAUCAUCGCGAGAACAUCCCUGGUUUGGAUGGGUACUUGAGCUGCGUAGCACAGACCCUCUGCAGUGAGGAACAGGCUGAUUGGAGUGGGAAGGAUGCAGAGCUGAUGUGUCAGGGCUGAAGAGGGAACUGGACAAAUGUCAGAGGAUUACAGCUCCUGGGACUGGUGUCAAACCACUGCUCUGUAUAUCGGGAGCCAAACAAAACAGAAGACAGCAAUGUCCACAUGUUGUUCAGAAACAAAUCCAUACCCUGCUCCCCUCCUCUCUUUGCACCCCCUCCCUCACAAACACAAAUGAUAGUUUUUCCAUCAUUCGUGCUAAUCUUGCAAAAGCGACAUUAAUGCUUAGUUAAAGUCUGACUUAGUUAAAGUCUGACUUAGUUAAAGUCUGACUUAAAAUUAGUCAAGGUAUCUUUACCCAAAGCAAAAAUAAGGAAAAAUCCGGCAGACCAAAAUCCAGCACUGUUGUCUGUGUUUCCUCCAAGCUUUUUAAGGCACUUAGGCCAACCAUGAUCAGGUCACAUUAAUUGAAGAGUACAUGGGUAUAGUGGCGGUGAUCAGUUGCCAUGGAAACACAAAGGGUUAAACUUAGCACACUGGCCCCAACACAGUAUCGUGCUUCCUGACUGCAGUGCUGUUCUCUUUGUUUCUGUUUCCUGCCAGCCCCACUGUGUAGUCUUUCCUGCUUUCUCUCUCUCUCCACUCACAGAAUCUGCAAUUAAGUUACCCAAUCGAGUCUUCCAUGUUUGGCUCGAUGCCCAAUAUCCUGCUCUGUGACUUGGGGCUUAUUUAGAACCAGGUGAAUCUCCGAACACUCGCUUACAGCUACUGGUCUGUGAGAGAGAUGAAGCGGAACAGACACGCGUGAAGCUGGCAAUGUGUGUGAAACGUGAAAGGUGUUAAUGUAUUUGCACCUUUUCGACUUGUGGUUUAUCUAGUCCGUGUGCAGUAGAAAGCGAGUGUCAUAAACAGACUGGUAUCUUUCUAUUCUGGCCUUGGAAGUGGAGACUCAUUUCCUAGAUUUAUUAUUAGUAGUUGAUAGUGAGAAAUGUAGUGUGUCAGAACCAGGGAGCACGAUAUUAUUGGAUGUAGCCAUGCAAAAAUUAGCAUGUAACCAAUAAACUCCGUUCUUCGUUUCCUGAAAAACAGAACAAGGCAGGUGUUUUGCUAAUGCUUAGGCGACGUGCUCGCAUACAUGGGGAGGCUGGGCCUCUCAGCUUACUUGGGCUUAAUAAUCAACAGGAUACCAAUUAAAGAGCUAUUAAGGGGCUCCUGGUGUGCCUCAUCUCUCCACACUCGGUGGCGCUUUUCAACCUGGGAUCCGGAGAGGAGCUGUAGGGGGUCCACAGUGUCAUCUCAUACGUUGACAGAAUUACAUUUUUUUCAGCCGGUUUAUGUAUCAUUAAAAAUAUUGAAAUGGGCCGCCCGGAGGAAAUAUAUAUUAAAGCCCCUCCUAGUUCUUAGCUCUUUGUUGCUUUCAUGCAUUAAUGGUGGUGGGGGCGGGGGGCUAGCUGUGCUGUAUUUCCCUUUGGGGGUCCCUAGUUUAAGCUUGGGGGAGAGGUGUGGCUCAGUGGGUUGGGAUGCACUGUCUGUGAACAGAAGGUCAUUGGUUCAAAUCCCAGACUCGGCAGAGUGGUUUCACCUUUGGAGGCCCUUGUUCUCAUAUUGCUCCAAGGACUGACUAACCCUGCUUUCCCAGUCGCCUGUCCCUUUGGAUGUCUGCUAGGUAAAUUAAUUGCAGAAUAAAAAAGGAAUAUAUCAACAUGAAUUUCAGGAGUCAGUGACUCUAAACCAGGGGUGUCCAAUCAUAUCCGCAAAGGGCCUGUGUGUAUGCAGCUUUUUGGGACAACCUUUAGGUCAGCUGUUCAAACCCAGCCAAUCAGUCCUCUAAUUAGUAAUCUAAUUAGGGAGUUGCAGUGAAAACCCGCAUACACAUCGGCCCUUUGCAGAUAAGAUUGGACACCCCUGCUCUAAACCUUCUUUGGUAUGUGUAUCUUGGUAUCCAUAACUUCCAUGUUCCCAAAAAAGGGUUUGGAUCACUACAGCUUUAGCUAGGUGAGUGAUUAAUGAAAUCUCAUGGGUGAGUGUACUUAUAUGACACAGAGUUAAUGUUUCUCAGACCAGUGCAUUUGCACUUCACAUAGUGACUCCUUGGAUCGUUUUGUAGGUGAUAUGCCCUCAUCUAGGACUUCAGUGAAUGUUCAUCCUGUAGGUUUUGUAGAUAUGUCAACCUGUCAUAGAUAUGUCAACCUGUCAUAGAUGUGUCAACCUGUCAUAGAUGUGUCAACCUAUAUGACAGCGAGUGCUUGUCGCUGAUGUGCAGUGCCACAUAACUUGUAAUACUGAAACAUUGCCAAUUUAAUUACGACAUUCCCAGAAGACAUGAGAUGUAACAUUUGUGCAUUUCUGUUUCAAAUUGCUCGAAAAUACUUCAUUUCCAUUUUUUUUCAGUGGGAAACAGAUACAGAAGCCAGUUCCAUUAAAAAUAAAUAUUAUGUGUAGAUGUUGUAAAAUAGGGGUAACACAGAGACUCACUGCUUGACACUGUUGCCUCUCACUUCCAAGCCUGUGGGUUUCCCCACGUUUGUGGGUGUGUGUACAGGUUCUCGCACUCAGAGACUGACUCCCCAGCCAGAAAGUCCCUGUCCUCCCGGCCGAUGCUUUCUGGGGUCGACUCCUGACCCGACACCCCUGUACUGAAUAACUGGCCAUAGAAAAUGACAAGAUACGUGGAAAAAUCUCAGGGUUUAUCAGAGCCCAGCUUCGCAGCUGUUUGAGUCAAUUACAUCCCUGUUACUUAAUAAUCUUAGUCGUUUAAUUAGUACUUAAUUAACUCAUUCAAUAAAUACAAAUAUUUCACUGUAUAUUCAGAAAAUACUUGACAUCGCAGUUUUUCAGGGGAGUUUGUUGGUAUAAAUUAUUUAGAUAAUAUGUCACAAAUUGACUGAUUAAUUCAGACAAAUGAGGUGUAAUAAAAUCCAGCAGCCGAAUGGUACAUCAUCAGCUGACAGUCCUGCUGUAACCAGGAGGGAAGGGGACAUGUGAAGGUCUGGCACAGGGUGUUGAUGGAGAGGAUUUCGAAUGACAGCCGGGACAGUGGUCAUCACAGGUGGAAUUUUAGCUACAGUAAUUUUACUGUGCAUCAUUGCAGUAUUGUGUUACUGUAGGCUACAGUAUUAUUGCUGCAAAAAGGAGGAGUCGGAGUCGGAGGAGGAGGAGCCUGACUUUGCGGUGACAUCACACCUGCCGCCCGUUCACUCCAACCACAACAUCAUUGCAGCGACGGCAUCGGCGAACGCCAACGGGCCUGCGCUCUUCACGCCGCCGUUGGCCCGCAAGCUGACGCGCUCGCAGACCUUCUGUCCGUCCUGCACUCACUACGAGAUGCCCUUCUACCUGCAGCAGCCCGAAGGCCUCCGCAAUGGUGGCCAGCGCCUCAGCCUCCGGGGGGCGCCAACGCGGCGGGACCUGGAGCUGCCCACCGAACUACCAAACUACCACAAGCUCAACCUCACCCGCUCCGUCACCAUGAGGGAGAUGUUCACGCGCAGCUGCAGCAUUAGCACCGACGUGUAGUUCCCUCUCGCUGCCAGCAGGGCGGCGCUGCCCCAGCAGGGAUGUACUGUUAAGCCAUGCCCCCUCACGUGGACACCCCUGACACGUCCUCCUGCACAUUCAGAGGCAUUUUCCCAUGAUCCUCAUGCACAGUUACCCAGCUUGGGAUGCUAAUCACAGAAAAGCUUCUGAUCUAUAUCUGUUUUUUAAAUUCCCUCCUUAUUUUUCAUGUUAAAAGAGCCUAAAAAAACAGACAUAACCAGAACUCUGAAGGCUCUCCUUACAAGUCCAACCUCCCACCCUUGACAUGGCUCUCCCGCACCCCCACAAAAUAAAUACCCCUUACUCACACUCGUGAGCUUAGCACCAUGCAGACUAUGACCUGUAUUUAUGAGUAAGCACUGACGGUUUUCUGAAUGAAGCAACGCUUAGGUCUGUCUGUCAGAGGUAUAAUCCAGCCAUACAUCUAAAAUUAAGGGCUUAAACGAUUUUAGGAAAUACAUACUUAUUAUAGAGUUUCCCAGCCACUAAAAAGAAAGCCAUUACCUAGCGCUGAAUACAUUUGAUUACAGGAAAUAUGUUCGGUUUCUAUUUCUACCUGCUGCCUGUAAAAGUACCCGAUCCCUUUUUGAUACCUGUAGGGGUACAAAUGUUGUUGUUUUUUUUUAGAUACCAGGUAUUUCACCUUUGGGCUGAAGUACUGAGGUGUGGCUUUGAAAAUUAGCUGGAGCAGCUGUGGAAUUGAAUGGACCAUCGGCUGCAGAAAUGUACCGUCGACGUGCCCAAAAUGCUCAGUCUUACACGCUGAUGUCACGCCAGUGAGCCGCAGUAAUGCACCAGGGACGAACCAUGCCAGUGCAAGAACUUUUCUUAUUGUUUUGAAAUUGUAAACCUCUGUGAAAACUUUUCAUUUUCAAGUGAAUUGUGUGGCCUAAGAACUACAUGAUAUUUGACUGUACAACUUUAUUAUUUUAUGGUGUAUAGGUACUAUUGUGUAAGACUUUUUAGUAAGAUGUUACUCUACAAAGUAUAUUUAAAACAGAGGAACAUGGGGAAAAAGCUUUUUAUUUUUGCGGUUUAUUAGUUUUUUUCAUUGAGGUGAACACCUUGUAUUCAUGACUGAUCACCUUCUAUUUACCAGCGUUGUAUUACAGACGAACCCAGGGAGUGUCUCCUUCGCUCAGCCUGGCCUGCUAUCCAGUGGGAUCCCUGUCUUCGGCUUUGGGCCACUCUGCAGAGGGUGUGUCCGUUGUUGAUGUGCAGGAAUAUAAGUGUGAAUGGUGACAAUCAUCUCUGCCACCAGCUGUCCCUUUCCGACCAAAUCCCCUAUUUUGUUUUGUCACUCAGAUUAGUUAUGUUUAGUCUGGAAGCUCAUUGGUUUACACAUCUGUCUGGAUGAGUGCCUCUCAAACGUCUGCACUCUAGCGGCAGAAAGAAGCUGAAGAUUUUCUCGCGUUAUAUCUUUAUAUCAUAUCAUUUUAUAGAAAGAGCAUUUCAACACUGGCCUCUGUCAGUGGGGCCCAAGCUGUGCUAAUUUGUUGUUACCUUCUGUGAGUUUGUUGUAUUUUUCUAGUCGCAAAGUGAAAUUCUCAUCACAGGAGAACGGAAAGCUGAAAGCUGACUUUUUCGUUUCGUUGUGUCUUUCUUUUUACAUUCACUUUCAUUCACAUUCAUUUUGCGGACAUACAAGUGGGGCAAAUAGCACAUCACAUACAUAUGUGCCACUGAAGAGUCGACUAGGCGUAAGCGCGGCUAGGCUGAGCUUCCAACGAAUACAGUUACUAGCAGCAUUGGAGCAGGAGCUACGCAACAUCUUCCAACAAAGUAAGAACCUAGUAAUGCUAUUCAACGAUUUUUAUCUACCCCCUCCUGCUCAUCCCUCUCUCCGCCAGCUGAAGGACAGGCCAUUGGAGGAAUGGUUUUGGGUAGGCGACAGUCUUGGGUACUCUGCAUGUGCCAUUUCAUCAUUGGACGGCUUGUGGUUGGCCUGGUGGCCUUGUCUUAGUGAGUGUUUCCGGCAUCCAGGGAUGAUGUCGCUGUGUGUCGUAGCCAGAAUAAUCCUCUUAUGUCCCUGCUGCACCAACCGAGUCCCUUCACACAAGCAUAUGCACUUGAAAUUUCUGUAGUAGAGUACAGCUGUUAGAGAGAGUGCUAAUUAAUUGGUUGUAUCUGAUGAGUGGGGGCUAUGUGUUAUAGACUUCAGCUGAAAGGGGAUUAUGUAAGAGACAUUAUUGUUAUUGCUCUUACCAUCAUACCGUCAUUGUUGAUACUAUUAAUUACUAAUAUUUACAAUUAUUGUUUGAUGUUCUUGAUUCUUGCCGGAUGCUGCUUUCUCUCUGUAUUGGUGUUUUUCAAAUCAUUGUGCUCAACUUUACAAGGCUUCCUGUCCCAGUGUUGCUGCUGUUCAGUAAUUCCGACAUGUUACUGACGUGGUUAAAUCUGUGAGGCUAAACACUUGGUGGGUAAUAAAAUACAGUUUAAAUCUUUUGUGCA
Messenger RNA from Brienomyrus brachyistius, 9637 nucleotides. It is a transcript of the gene fam163ba, whose product is annotated as family with sequence similarity 163 member B, genome duplicate a. The transcript has 3 exons. NCBI's taxonomy places the organism in Eukaryota, Metazoa, Chordata, Actinopteri, Osteoglossiformes, Mormyridae. The record is from RefSeq and is a predicted model, not a curated record. The coding region runs from base 6671 to 7165 and encodes 164 amino acids.